Messenger RNA from Closterium sp. Yama58-4, 357 nucleotides. The record is from the annotation of a GenBank genome assembly. Lineage: Eukaryota; Viridiplantae; Streptophyta; Zygnematophyceae; Desmidiales; Closteriaceae.
GAACCUUGGCAACAACCAGUUUGGCGGACCCAUUCCAGACUUCUUAGGAUCACUUCCGAGCCUCAUGGAGCUGGAGUUGAGGAACAACCGGUUUGUGGGAGGCAUUCCUCGCACCUUCACUGGGCUGGUGUAUAUGCGUGAGCUGUCCGUGGGUGGAAAUAAGCUCAACAGUGGACUCGAUGUUGUUUCUGACAUGCCCUGGCUCGCCAUGCUGAAUUUGAAGAGCAACAACUUCUCAGGGACUGUGCCUGCCUCCCUCUCAUCGCUCACCGCCCUCCAAUUCCUCGAGUUGGGCGAGAAUCAAUUCUCAGGAAGCUUCCCCUCAGUUGUCCUCACCCUCACCAACCUCAACGCCCU